AUGUCAACGCUCCAAUCGUAUCUCGGUGGCUGUCCCACCGAGAUUCUGUUCAUGGUUUCCAAGUAUAUCGACGAAAUCACCGACAUCAGUGCCCUAAGCUCUGUUUGUCGUCGCUUCCACUGGCUCUUCGGCGACCGUGUUUUCAGGCUCGGCAUCGAGGCAAUUUCCAGAAAAAAGCAGCGGAGCAGGCAGCUGACACUGACGGACCUCUUUCUCCACGCAGUCCGCCACGACUCCAUCAACAUCAUCACCUACCUGACGCUUCGGUCUGACGAGGAGCUCGACUUCAGGGGGGUGAUUCCUAGGCGUAUCUUCCAAAAGCUGAAAAUUACAUUUAUACACCAUGCUCUGGUUGCGGACGCCCCCAGGGUUGCUGCCCAUCUGGCCAAGCACGGGGCCGACAUUAUCCAGGAGGGAUCCCAGUUGUACCCAGACCUAACGCCGCUGGGCCUGACACUCGCACGGCCAAGCCUAGUCACCAGUGCGCGCGAGCUGGACAUUGCUCUCCGGAUCGCCUGCAGCUUUGCUUUGUCCCGGACCACUAGAAUGCUCCUCAUCAGGGGUGUAGAGACGAACGAGCUGAACAAGUACGGCGCCGCACCAAUACACGUCGCCCUAGCCCAGCGAGCUCCCUGGUUCCCCUCCAUUGAAGGUCACGAAAAGGUCUUCAGCAAGUUCUUCGGCCAUUCGUCCUGGGAAAGCAUGGUUGCCAAGACCAUGGAUGCGCUGGUCGAAUUCGGCGCCGACCCGAACCGCAAGUCCGAGACGUCCAGAGCGCAUCGCUGUGGACAUCGCUGCUGGAAGUCGCUCGACUGCGACCACAAGUGCCAGGCGCCGAUGCACCUUGCUGCGGCAAGCGGCAACAACGAAGCCAUCCGCCGGCUUCUGAACUUGGGAGCCGACCCCAUUGCGCAGAACGGGGAGGGCUACACCCCGCUAUACGCAGCCAUAUCGCAUGGCCACCUCGCUACCGCCAAGCUCUUGCUGUCGCUCUACCCUUGCAACACAGAUUGUGACGACUGCAGGAAUCCCAUAGUCCAUGAACCCAGCCGGACCACUGCCCUCCAUGUCGCGUGUCGGUUUGCGUUUCUCGACCUCGUUGACGUGCUGCUGAAGCGGGACCCAGACCCGAACGUGGUGAAUCACUGCGGCAACACGCCCAUCCACGAGGUGCUGGGUCAGACGAACCCAGAAUUGCGGGAUGACGUGGUCGGGUCGCUGAUGGCGCUUGCGCGUGCGGGGGCGGAUGCGUCAACCCCGGCCGCCGGCAAGUGCCCCUACAAAACGGCCAGGUCCCAUGUCUUCCCCGAGGUGCGAGACAUGUUUGUGGAACUCCGGAGGACACUCAUCGGCACGCUCGAGGCGAUUGACGAGGUCUACCGCAGAGAAGGCAGGGACAUCCGCAAGGUCAAGCCCAGGCCCAACCAGCCCCGUCCGUCCAGUCCUGAGUGGACGUACGAGUUCUAUACGCAACAAGCGCCCGACGAGCUUGACGCCGAGAAGCACUUCCCCACCCCGGGCGGCGGCCGUUCAUCGAAAGCAAUGGUGGGAGUCCGCGCCCCGGGAGGCGGCCGUCUACCUAAACCAAAGAUGGGCAUCCUGAUAGACAUCUCGACCGAUGAGCCGACGACCCGCAACAGCGCGCGGUCGGACGCGACAUUCUCAGGUUCCGAGACCACCUCGACCAACACACCGUGGGCGGAAAUGAAAAAGAAGGAGGGAGAUUGGGUCGCCUUGGAGCCGAGCCGGAAGCACCAGCCAGGCCGGGAUACACGCAAGGCGGCGACUGCCAAUGUACCUCCCCUGGGUCCCAACUGGUCUGGCCCUCUGGCCCCUAAAGUUCCUCGAGCCAUGGCUGCGCCACCAGCAGCAUCCAGGCGAGCGGUCGCCCUUCCCAAGAACGGCAGUAGCGCAGCUCCGGCUUUUCCAUCGCUUGGUUCCGGUGGCAAGUCUCGGAACGGCAAUGUCGCGGGAACCGGAGGCGGAGUCAAAAACAGUGCCUGGGUGGGCGGGAAGCCCAACGAGGCGGCGAGGCCUGCCGACAAGCCUCAGAUAGAGACGGAGUCCAAGAAGAGCGGGCGGGGAAAGAAGCAAUGGAAUCGGCUAGAGCUGUGAAGGGGCGAGACUGAGGGUAUGGCGGUAGAUUGCGGGAGUGCUUAGUUCUGAUGGAGCAAGGGCAUGACAGGGUGUGCGUGGAAGACUCGGCCUACCUCUUAUUGAAAACUACUCUCCUCUCCUAGGCUAAAGUAUCUUAUCAGUUUAGUGCCCAAGAUGAAGUAUUUCCAAACG
Molecule: messenger RNA, 2289 nt
Organism: Gaeumannomyces tritici R3-111a-1
Lineage: Eukaryota; Fungi; Ascomycota; Sordariomycetes; Magnaporthales; Magnaporthaceae
Exons: 1
Coding region: 1-2115 (704 amino acids)
Molecular function (GO): protein binding
Source: RefSeq, a predicted model, not a curated record